Messenger RNA from Amphiprion ocellaris (clown anemonefish), 725 nucleotides. RefSeq names its product churchill domain containing 1 (gene churc1). The transcript is spliced from 4 exons. The record is from RefSeq and is a predicted model, not a curated record. Gene Ontology annotation, biological process: fibroblast growth factor receptor signaling pathway; positive regulation of DNA-templated transcription; multicellular organism development. NCBI's taxonomy places the organism in Eukaryota, Metazoa, Chordata, Actinopteri, Pomacentridae. Gene Ontology annotation, molecular function: zinc ion binding. Bases 120 to 458 code for a protein of 112 amino acids.
UACCGUUUAAUGCGGAAGUGGGCGUUUCUGCUACGAAAUAAUUAGCUAUCUGUUAGCCGUUUACAGUCUGUUACGUUACAACUGACUUUUUAAAGAAUUGUAAAUAGUUUUAAGUGAAAAUGUGCAACGGUUGUGUGCAGAAAGAGUACCCAGACCGGGGUAACACUUGUCUGGAGAACGGCUCUUACCUGAUGAACUACGUGGGCUGCGCCAGCUGCCAUCAGAGGGACUUCGUGCUGAUCAGUAAUAAAACCACUGAGGAUGAUGAUGGAGAGGAGAUUGUCACAUAUGACCAUGUUUGUAAAAACUGUGACCACGUCAUCGCCAGGCACGAAUAUACUUUCUCUGUUGUCGAUGAAUAUCAGGAGUACACUAUGCUGUGCAUGCUGUGUGGAAAGGCAGAGGACUCCAUCAGUGUGUUACCAGACGACCCCAGACAGUCAGCGCCUCUCUUCUAAACUGCAAAACACACCAAUUUUUAGACCGACUCUCACAUGCUGCUGACUCCUCGCUUCAGAGUUUCAAGCAUUUUUAUCAUCCACUCAGAGUUUUUAUCUAUCUGUAAUUGAGCACAUCAUACUUUGUGGCUACUCUUUGGCUGUUUAUGAAUUACUGUAUGCUGAUGGGAGUAGAGCAGGAACUAUAACUUUUUAUGACCAUUCAUGACGGUAAAUAUAUUCUCUAUGUCACUUUACAAUGUAUUGUAAAUAAACUUUUUUUUUUUU